Triplophysa rosa is the source of this 2151-nucleotide messenger RNA. It is a transcript of the gene vmac, whose product is annotated as vimentin type intermediate filament associated coiled-coil protein. The coding region runs from base 89 to 634 and encodes 181 amino acids. The record is from RefSeq and is a predicted model, not a curated record. NCBI's taxonomy places the organism in Eukaryota, Metazoa, Chordata, Actinopteri, Cypriniformes, Nemacheilidae. The transcript is spliced from 3 exons.
AGUAAAAAAAAAAGAUGUCGUCUCUACUGAGACAGCGGAUAACAGUGAUACAAGCAACGAUGUUUCUUUACAAAGCAGACAUCGGGACAUGUCGUCCCCGUCGCCGGUGCAGAUCAGAGAAGCGAACGCGCAUCUGGCUGCGCUGCACGGGCGCGUCACCAACCUGGAGCAGAAGCUGGAGGACGCGGAGAAAACCGUGCGAGAGCAGGCGGAGAGUCUCAUCCGCAAAGAUGAACAACUCAGAGCUGCCACACAAGAAAUCACAGAGACCAAAGACAGAGAGAUUUCAUUCCUUCACGAGAAGCUUUGUCACUCAGAGGAAUCCAUCCAUAAACUUAACCAAAUCAUUAAGGAAAAAGAUUCCCUAAUUGGACAAUUACAACAUCGAUGCCAACUGCUGGACAACAUCUGCAAAAGCCGUCCAUUACUGGACAGCAUGCUGGCACAGAUAGCCGAGGCUGAGAGAAUGGGCCCUGUUAGUGACUUGGGGAAGCCCACAACAAACAACUCGCUCACUGAUGGAGAGUCAAACUGCAGCCUCAGCCGCCUCUCCAAUCACAAAGACUUCUCACUCAGCGAGGAUGACUCGGAUGAUCAGGAAUUAGAUGGGGUUGUGUUUGGGACCACUGUAUGAGUCACAGUUGAACUGGUCCUUGUCUCAGGUUUAGCGGCCUGUGUGUCUUGAUGGUUACAAAUAAUUAAAUGUCCGUCUGGUCAUCAUUUGGUAAUGUACUGUACUCAGUGAAUAGGAUGCUAGUGAAAUGAGAGUUUUUUGUUUGUUGUCUUUACAGCAUAUUUCAGAUUUGAAGUGCUCUGAAUUCAAUAUGCAGUUGUUUUUUUAUUGUUAACUUGGUUUCUCUCCCCUUUUAACUAUUUGCAAAUGCUGUAACAUGUUGUUGACUUUUUUGCAUCUUGGUUCCUUUGGUAAAAUGUUUUUAAAAUGUAAGUCGGGAAAACUCUCAAUUUACUGUUACAGUUUGAGAAGGAACGUGAUAGAACAGUAGCUGUUUUGGCAACUGCUCCCUGUUUGAAUAUCAUCUACUCCACUGUCCAAUUUUUGUACUUUGUAGUUCUUACAACAGACAAUUUUUUCAGCAAUGAAUAAUCUACAAAUCAUUUAUGCUGAUGUAAAGCAUUUUUACAUCAUUAAUAUUGUUAAGCUUGCAUGACGUAUUGGACAAAUUUGUAUAAAAAGUUGUUUUUCCUGUAGUUGCUUGCAUUUUAGGACCUGGGACUGAAAUUCAAAAGUAACAGGAUAGAAAUCAACCAAUGGGAGACUGAGAUACCCACCAAGCAUUGUUUCCUUGUGCAAAGCACUGAACCACAAAACUGCUGAUAAGUGACAGUAUGAUGUUGUCAUAGUGGUGUACUGUACACCAAAUGAACACUGCAAUUUAUGGUGCAUUGUAUAUAAUUAAGUGAUCUAUGCAGUGAACUUGUUCUGAGAGCAUCCCAAAAUAGUGCCCCCCCGAUAAACAGGGAGCAAUUUCCAACAAAGACAGGCUUACUGCUAACAAAAUUACAGGCCAGCGGUGGUUAAAUAGUGACAAAAAGCACUUGCUUUGGUUCUCUUUAUAAUAGUUUUACAGUUGUAUCUGUGACCAGAAUGAUGAAUGAACUGUGUUAUGUCAGCGUAUGACAACUGUCUAUACAUUUCAGUUUUGUUGAUGUGAUAGAUUUUUCUGCAGAUUCAUUUUGUUCGUUCUUGUAAUUCGGCCUAGCAGAAAUAAGUCUAUGCAAGUCAUUUAUAUUUUGCCAUAUUUAUUUAUAUCAAGCUAUACAGUAUGUGGAUAAACCGUUAAAAGUGCAAGUAAUGUAGUGAAUGACUUGGAUUGUACUGAUGAUGGGGCAUUACUGUUGUAGUUUAUGUACAGCUUAAUAUGUCCAGUGGAUCAUUUGUCUUAAGAUAUAGUGGUUACGCAAUAUGUUAGUGUUGGUUUUAAGAGUUACAUGUCAUUCUGCAUUGCAGCAUGGUAACUACUUGCUGGUAAAAUGGUGCCUAAAAUACUCUUGGUUAUUUGGUCAAUGUAAUUAUUUAAUCUAAGAAAAAUAAAUUAUUUUGUUACUCAUCAGUGCCAAUUCUUGUGUAAUGCUCCCUCAGAUGCACAGUGAGUUCAGGUAUUCUUUUCAAGUAUACUAUUAAAGGGUUCA